Molecule: messenger RNA, 630 nt
Organism: Rosa chinensis
Lineage: Eukaryota; Viridiplantae; Streptophyta; Magnoliopsida; Rosales; Rosaceae
Exons: 1
Coding region: 1-630 (209 amino acids)
Source: RefSeq, a predicted model, not a curated record
AUGGCGCCGAUUACUACCGGUGCUUUGGCUACUCCGGCCGACUCUGCCAAGGUGUCGCUAGGUGCGGCGGGGACGGCGGCAUUGCAGGACAACCGUUGGUAUAUGGUUGGGCGCUUGCUUGGUCCAAAGUCUCGUUUCCCCGGUUUCAAGGGAACUAUUUCUUCGAUCUGGCGAAUCAAAUCAGGGCUCUCAGUCCAUGAUGCUGGAGAUCGGUUUAUGUUUCAAUUCAACCAUGAAGCAAAUCGUAACAGGGCGUUGCACGAAGGGCCGUGGUUCUACAGGAAUACGAUGUUGUUGGUAGGUGAGUAUGAUGGGGUUGGCUUGGUGGAGAUCUGGGUUGCAGUAAAAGGUUUGCCGGUGGCACUUCGCAACAAGAACGCCCUAAAUCUCAUUGGCUAUGUUGUUGGCCAAGUUAUCAAAUUUGAUCAGUCGGCCCUUCGUCGGAGGGAGGAGGAACAGCGGAUCCGCCUGGUGUUGGAUACCCGUCGGAGGGUACGAACAUGGAUGCUUUUUGAGUUCUCUUCCUUGGUGCAGCCCGAGAUCAACCUCAUUUAUGAGAAAGUUAAGGGUUUCUGCAGGGACUGUGGAUUCUUUGAGCAUGAUGCACGGGAUGCGAUGGAUUUUUGGUGA